GUUCUGAGUGGUACUGUUGCUACAGUAUGUGGUUGUGUUCUGGGAUUCCCAUGGAAACCCACAUAGCUACAGUACUUGCAAACAACCACUCAAAUGGAAUUGUAAAAAUAACAAAAUCUCUAGCGGUGCAGAAAUGACACGCUUUACCUUCAACUAAAUGAAAAACAUCAAUGUUAAGCCAUCAGCUGACUUUACAGGAGUUCUUCUGAACUUAUCAGACAGCAGUUUAAUGAGCCACAACCCCAGUGGAGUUAAACAUUGACAGCAGUCCAGAGUUGUUGUGUGUCUGAGUGUAUCAGUAACCCCUUCAGCUGUGUUUCCUCACUUAACAGGAUCCCUGACAGAAAUCAAACCCUGCUGAGCAAACAUCAACACAGCUACGAGCUCCUCCUCCUCCUCCUUCUCUAGUGACACAAAACCAGACACAAAGCCUCGCCGGGGGGAUUGAUUUCAUAGCAACCAGCCCUGGCGUUCCCUCCCUCUCCUGAGCGAGAGGGCGGAGCCUGGGAACAGGUGAACACCUAUCAGCUCCCAUUCCAGCGGGAUGCCAAACCUCACAGUCAAAACCAGUCCUCACUCUUCAGGCUCCUGGAAUCAUGGCGAACGGCGCGCUGGAGAUCGUGGGAAUGUGUGUGAGCCUGAUCGGCUUCGUCGGGGUGGCGGCCAGCACCGGGAUGCCGAUGUGGCGUGUGACUGCAUUCAUCGGGGAGAACAUCAUCGUGAUGGAGACCCGGUUCGAGGGCUUGUGGAUGAACUGCUACCGGCAGGCCAGCAUCCGGAUGCAGUGUAAGGUGUACGACUCCUUGCUGGCUCUGUCCCCUGACCUCCAGGCUGCUCGGGGGCUCAUGUGCUGCUCCGUGGCAUUGACUGGGCUGGGUUUACUAAUUGCCAUCGCUGGGAUGCAGUGCACGGCAUGCAUCCAAGGAAACGACCGGGCCAAGCGGAUGGUUCUGAUCAUCUCUGGAUGCAUGAUCCUAGCGGGCUGCUUCUGCUGCCUCAUCCCUGUCUCCUGGACCGGACAUGUCAUCAUCCAGGACUUCUACAACCCGUUGCUCAUCGAUGCCCAGCGUAGAGAACUCUGGGAAGCGUUGUACAUCGGUUGGGUGUCCUCUGCUUUCUUAUUCGCUGGCGGGUGCAUAUUCACCUGCUGUAGUGGCUCCCUGGACGAGGGCCCGGAUCCCAGGUACAAGUACACCAGGAACGCACCCAUGGCUUAUCAGCCACAGCCCGUGACCUAUCACCCCCAACCGCACUUGGUGUACAGCCACCCGUCCGGGCCACCGUCAUUCAUAGAGCAGUCAUACCAGCCUUCCAGACAUCAGUCAUUCAUUCAUCCGUCCAGACAGCAGUCAUUCAUUGAUCCAUCCAGACAGCAGUCAUUCAUUGAUCCAUCCAGACAGCAGUCAUUCAUUGAUCCGUCCAGACAGCAGUCAUUCAUUGAUCCGUCCAGACAGCAGUCAUUCAUUCAUCCGUCCAGACAGCAGUCAUUCAUUCAUCCGUCCAGACAGCAGUCAUUCAUUCAUCCGUCCAGACAGCAGUCAUUCAUUCAUCCGUCCCGACAGCAGUCAUUCGUGCAGCCGUCCCGAUAUCCAUCCACCCGCAGCGCCGUCGAUUAUAUCUGAAAUCCAGCUGGAUGUUUCACUGGCCUGUGUAUUUGUGUUUGUGUUUGUUUUUGUGUGUUAGAGAAAGAUGGAAAGGAUGGACUUCUAACCAAAAGUAGGAGCAGAUAUGAGAUGGAAAGGACAGACUUCUAACCAAAGAAACAACAACAAUGAAAAAACUGUAACAUUUAAACAGUUUUAAU
Molecule: messenger RNA, 1804 nt
Organism: Carassius auratus (goldfish)
Lineage: Eukaryota; Metazoa; Chordata; Actinopteri; Cypriniformes; Cyprinidae
Product: claudin-8-like
Exons: 2
Coding region: 597-1622 (341 amino acids)
Cellular component (GO): bicellular tight junction; membrane
Molecular function (GO): structural molecule activity
Source: RefSeq, a predicted model, not a curated record